Molecule: messenger RNA, 1081 nt
Organism: Drosophila albomicans
Lineage: Eukaryota; Metazoa; Arthropoda; Insecta; Diptera; Drosophilidae
Exons: 2
Coding region: 247-417 (56 amino acids)
Source: RefSeq, a predicted model, not a curated record
CAGCAGUCACGAAAGUUGAAAGCUAGCUGCUCUACUUUAUUCUUAUCACACACACACACACGUUGACAUCUGCUGUAAUUGUAAAGAGCCUACUUUUUACUGCAAGUCAGCGUAGCGCCUACAAAGUCGCUGCCAACUUAACUUUUUGCGCUUGUGCGUUUGCUUUUCACACUCUUGUGCCCCCCGUUGCCCACGCCCCGUUGGAGGCGUGCGCCCAGAACAGCCGUCAAGACGACUUACUCGAUCAUGAAGAUGAGCUCGCCAAGGAUCAUGCAGCAGAAGCGGAGCAGUAAAUCAUCGAAUUCGUCACGUGUCUCGAUGACCACGUCGACGGCCGAUGAGAAUCUCAUCGAAUCGAAGCUCUUCAGCUGGAUGCGACUCUUUCGCUUCGCCUCGCUGCUCUGUCGCGCCGAGUAGAGAGGAGAGCAGAAGAGCGAAUAACUAAAUCGAAUGUUCUUUCUCCCCGAUAUGCUCUUCUCUAGUUGCUAAGAGACAAACCCCACAAAGCUAUCUCUCCUAUCUCUCUAUCCUAAAACAAAUAGAAUAAUGGAAAAUGCAUUCAACAAACAAAAGAUACACAAAAAAAAAAAAAUAACUAAAAGAUACUCGUGCUAGUUGCCGCUUUCGAUUCAAGUUUUCCUAUUAUAUGAUAAACAAAUAUGAAAAAGAUUAACAAAGAAACUUUAAUUAAAUAAAAUAUAAAUUACAAAGAAACAACACUUUAUAGAUUCUGCAAUGUAGAGCGUAAGAAAAAUGUCGGGUAUAUUUCCAUUAUCGAAUUAAUCAGUUUUUGGAUUUGUGUUCCGUUAUACGUACAUAUAUUUUUUUGUAUCUUUCACAAUUAAGUCAAUUUUUAGUGUAAAUUUCGCACUCUGCGAAAUUUGUCGCGCCUUUCGUACCUUUUGUAUUGUAAUAAGAGAAAACAAAAAGAAAAAAUUAUUGUAACAACAUACAUAUGAUAUGAUAUGAUGAUAUAUGGCCGUUUAUUGCGUUGUUUCUUCGGGAUUUAGUGCUUAAGUUUACAACAAAAACAAAAAAAAAACAUUAAACAAUACCAACAACAAAACACAACAACAACAAA